Molecule: messenger RNA, 2002 nt
Organism: Durotheca rogersii
Lineage: Eukaryota; Fungi; Ascomycota; Sordariomycetes; Xylariales; Xylariaceae
Exons: 1
Coding region: 561-1841 (426 amino acids)
Source: RefSeq, a predicted model, not a curated record
ACGCGGUAUAAUUACGCGGUAUACCCAGCGAGGAAUGGCCUCACGUGUGGCCCGUUGUCAUCGACCGAAUUAGGUCCGCUUCCGGCCUCUCUCGGUUUGGCUCGCGAGUCCGAAGGCGAAUUAUACGAGCCGUUUAUCGCCAUGUCGCCUCUUAGGGCUGACAUCUACCCGAGCUUAUUGGCAACCUCGCCUCUGCAAACGCUGCAUACAUAGUCCCCAGCUGGGCCGAGUCAUGCUGGCGACGCGCCGGCAUCGUCUGCUGUCCGUGCUCUGCUCUCUGUUCUAGCCUGCGCCAUACCUAGAGCGAUUCCGACAGUUUUAUCGCGAGACCUACGGGCUUUACGGGAAGUCCUCGGUCCGAUUUAUCUAGUGCUCAGCUCCUUGUGUCCCCUUCGCGUCUCUUUCCUUCUUGCGUCUUCUAUCUAGGCGGAAUCCACAUUCAUCGCCAUCGCCAUCAAUUCCCCACCUCUCUCUCCUCUAGCACUAACAAACGUAUACACGCCUACUUGUUACCUAUAAGCUCCAAGCUCCAUCCAUUCAUUCCACAAUCGUCACUGCGAAUGCCCUUCUCUACCCUCGCCAGCUCCCGCGCCGCCGCGGCCGCGACGGUGGCAACAACCACGGUAACGACGACUGCUACGCCGUCCACUCUCGCCUCCAUUGCCGUCGCCGCCGCUGUCGUCCUCCCAGCCGCGUACCUCGCAUACCUGCAACGCUCCGUCGCGCGCCGCACUGUCGCCGCCGGGUGUCGGCUCGCGCCGCCCGAGGCGCUAACCGAGCUCGUGGGAUCCUGCGUGGCCCCUUCUCACCCUCCGGCUCCGAACGCGAAGGGCGCCGCGGAGCGCGACGCCAACGACGACGGUGGUAACUACGAGGAUACGGGAGGCGCGGACACGAGCGGUCCUGGCGCGCUCACCCGGGGCCUGAUCCCGCCGACCGUCCUCAUCGCGCCGUCGCAUUACGUCGUCACGCGCGAGCGCGUCACGUCGCGACCGGUAGGGACCGGGGCGCUACGUGCGGAAUUUGGCUUCGCAGCCCGGCCGGCCCACCGUCGCGCACGAUCCCCUGGCGACGAAGGCGAAGGCGGGGUGCGAAGGCCUGGGGGACAAGACGACGACGACGACAACGACGACGAUGAAGAGGCAGACGAGCGGCUCCUCCGCAGCUACCUCAGCGCGACGAUGUGCGCUUUUGCACGCACGCCCCAGGCCCGCGUCAUGCGGCGCAUGGGGAUGUCAUCGCUGCUGCAGAAGGAGGAUAACGAAGAGGGAGAGAAAGAUGCGGGCGACGAGAACAAUAAUAACAGGAGCGAAGGUGAGGAAGGAGAAUAUAGAGAGCGGGAAGUUACGGCUAAGGCGCGGGAACGAGAGGGUCAGAUGUUCGCGCGCAGCUUCGAGGACGCGUACCUGAGCGCGUGCGAAUUCGCGGUCGGGGACCGCGUGUGCGGCGUGUACGUGGUCUCGGCGCGGCGACGGGAGCGGUGCCGUCUCAAGGAGGGGACCGGCACGGCGCGGGGCGAGGGACCACGGACCAUGACGACAACGCGGGCGGUGCUGCGCCUGGAGCCGCCGACCGGGUGGACGGGGCCGGUGGUCCGGGGGGCGCUGGACGUCGGGUUCGACCGCGCUGCCGCGGAGGCCACGGUGGUGUUCGUCAACGAGACGGUGCUAUGGCGCGAGCGCGGCCGCGAGGGCCCGACCAUGCUGGAGGGCUGGGCGGGGCGGUGGCUGCACGAGGUGCUGGCGCGGUGGCUGGUGGUGAAGGGCGUGGAGGCGGUGACGGCAAGAGGGGGAACGAGGACGGGGCGCGAGGAGAGCGGGACGAAGGCCAAGAGGGAGUGAGGCGAAGCACGGGAGGGACAGAGGGACUAAGCUUUGGUGAGGCCACGGAUGACGGCGACAUCGGACGUAUGUCUGGCCCUAAGGAGAUAUACUCUGGAGCGUAAGCUGACGGAGGCGUGGCUGAGCUCGUGUGAGGGGCGGGUACACCGAAUCACGUCUUC